Molecule: messenger RNA, 807 nt
Organism: Cutaneotrichosporon cavernicola
Lineage: Eukaryota; Fungi; Basidiomycota; Tremellomycetes; Trichosporonales; Trichosporonaceae
Exons: 3
Coding region: 1-807 (268 amino acids)
Source: RefSeq, a predicted model, not a curated record
AUGGUUGUGUGGGCCGCCCUCGCCGCCACCUUUGUUGCCUCGGCAUUAGCCCUCACACCCAACAUUACUACAGAAUUCUUCAUCACAUCAAUGAGCCCGAUGGUCAAGUUCGAGCCUCCAGGUUCCUGGAUAGACACCUAUUCCAACUUUGACGACUCAUUGUACGAGCCCGGCGUCAUUGAGGCGGGCUACCCGAUGCUCUUUGCCCCGCACGGCGGCCGCGCUUCCAUCAGUUAUGUUGGAACGAACGUGACCUGGAUCGCUGUCAUGCCCGUUGGUGCAGACUCGACAGUCGUCAGCCCCGAAGUCGACGGGACUGCUCAACCCGCGCCAUUUAUGGACACUAUGAUUGGAGGCCGGCGUGUGGUUCGGUGGACCAGUAACCCAGACAUCCCAAUGGGGCCUCAUACGGGGUCAUUCGGGCUUACGGCCAACGCUCCGCCCGAGGCCCAGGUGGAAUUGGUACCGGUCAAUGCGACCUUCAAUUCCUAUCGCAGAUACACGGCGGUCAAUCAGACCAUGUACCUCAGCGCACUGGACCCAGAGGUCAACUAUACAGUCACCAUUACUGGCGACGAAGACCCUACACAGUUCCUGGGGCUCACAACCUUAACGGCAUGCUUCCUCAAAAACCCAACCCCGGAAGCGUUCGUCGUCGAUGCCACAGGCGAAGCCGCUACCCCCUACACCAAUGGCUACAGAGGAUACGACCCGUCCGCCUACGCGCCGGGGGUGGCGCAGGGACCGAUGGGCACUCCGGGACCCUCUGAUCACCGGCCGUCGCAAGGCCACUUUCAUACGAUGUAG